UCUCAGCCCUCACAUACUCUCUUCCUCUUCUGCCCCUCCCAAUUUCCCAAUCCCACCCCUCCAACCCUCCUCGCCUCUUGCCCUUCCCUCACCCAAUUUCCGAUUUUCUCCCGUUACCCGCCAAAUCCACCCUACCCCUGAUUUUCAAAUUUCUCAUUUCCUUUUCAAAAAAUUUCCUCUCCACUUUCUCUCUUUCUGGCAAACCCUAAUUCUCAAUUCUCGUUUGGAUUUUAGAUUGAAGCUUUCAGGCUUCGGAUUUCGAGGUUUUGGGCAAGACCCUAGCUCCUGUGGGUGUUUGGCGCUUAUGAGGAUGUAAUUUUGGGUUUGGAGCUAGGGUUUCGACUAGUGAAGGCAUUCUUCAGUAGAAUUGGAAGGUGGUUGUUUCCAACUAUAACUUGGUAGUUUGUCCUGGAGGCCAGGGAGAGUGUUAUUGAUAUUCUUGGUGUACGGUGAUUGAUUAAGUCAAUGGCUAACCAUGAUUUGAUACUUGGGCAAAGUCACAAUUUAGUCCUUGGGCAGAAUCAGCAGUUGGUUCUGGGCCACAAUCAUAAUGUAGGACUUGGACAGAACCAUGAUUUGGAAUUGGGACAAGCUCAUGAGCAUCAUUUGGCUUUGGGACAGACCCAUGACCAUGAAGUGGAUUUAGGACAUGCCCAUGACCAUGAGCUGGGUUUAGGGCAAGACCACAACCAAGAAGGGGAUGAUGGUCACAAUUAUGGGCAUGAGAAUGAGUUAGGUAUGGAUCGGAAACCUGACCAUGAUGACCAUGAGUUGGCUCUUACUGGACAGAAUCACGAGUUAGCUUUAUCUGAGAACCAUGAACUGGCUGUUUCAGAAAGCCAAGAACUUGAUGAGAAUCUGGAACUAGCUAUUGAUCAAAGCCAGGAAAUGGGGAUUGAGUCUGCAGAAGAUCUGUCCAUUCAGGAGUCCCAACUUGUACUCGAUUCCAGUCAUGUAAUCCAGGCUCGUGCAAUUAUUACUGGUCCAAAUUAUGAGCUCUCAGUGGGGCAAGAGUUCCCCGAUGUCAAGAGCUGUAGAAGAGCCUUGAGGGAUACAGCUAUUGCUCUGCACUUUGAAAUGCAGACCAUAAAAUCUGACAAGACUCGUUUUACUGCCAAAUGUGCCAGUGAGGGAUGUCCCUGGCGCAUUCAUGCUGCAAAGCUCCCAGGGGUUCCAACUUUCACAAUCAGGACAAUCCAUGAGGCUCAUACAUGUGGAGGAAUUGCUCAUCUUGGCCAUCAGCAAGCCUCAGUUCAGUGGGUUGCAAAUUCUGUGGAGCAACGGCUCAGGGAGAACCCCAAUUACAAGCCAAAGGAGAUACUUGAAGAAAUUCACCGGGUUCAUGGUAUCACCUUAUCAUACAAGCAAGCUUGGCGAGGCAAGGAGCGGAUCAUGGCUGCUAUGCGUGGAUCCUUCGAAGAAGGGUAUCGCUUGCUUCCACCAUACUGUGAACAGGUUAAACGGACAAACCCGGGGAGUAUUGCAUCUGUUUAUGGAAACCCAACUGAUAGCUGCUUUCAGCGUCUAUUCAUAUCAUUUCAGGCAUCAAUUUAUGGUUUUCUUAAUGCUUGUCGGCCACUACUUGGGCUUGAUAGGACAUAUUUGAAAAGCAAGUAUCUUGGCACUUUGCUUCUUGCUACUGGUUUUGAUGGCGAUGGUGCUCUGUUUCCUCUUGCAUUUGGUGUAGUUGAUGAGGAGAAUGAUGAUAAUUGGAUGUGGUUUCUGUCCGAACUUCACAACCUGCUUGAAAUUAAUACAGAAAACAUGCCCAGGCUUACCAUUUUGUCAGACAGGCAGAAGGGAAUAGUAGAUGGAGUGGAAGCGAAUUUUCCAACCGCAUUUCAUGGAUUUUGUAUGCGUCACUUGAGUGAAAGCUUUCGCAAGGAGUUUAAUAACACAAUGCUUGUUAACCUUCUGUGGGAGGCUGCUCAUGCUCUCACCGUGAUUGAAUUUGAAGCAAAAAUUUUGGAAAUCGAAGAGAUCUCACAAGAUGCUGCAUAUUGGAUUCGAAGAAUCCCCCCUCGAUUGUGGGCUACAGCCUAUUUUGAGGGAACACGCUUUGGUCAUUUAACAGCUAACAUAGUUGAAUCGUUAAAUACUUGGAUUCUGGAGGCCUCUGGGCUUCCAAUAAUUCAGAUGAUGGAGUGCAUUAGAAGGCAGCUAAUGACUUGGUUCAAUGAACGCCGAGAGACCAGUAUGCAAUGGACAUCGAUACUCGUGCCUUCUGCGGAGAGGCGUGUUGCAGAGGCUCUUGAGCGUGCUCGCACUUAUCAGGUGCUUCGUGCUAAUGAAGCGGAAUUUGAAGUUAUAUCUCAUGAAGGAACAAAUAUUGUUGACAUUCGGAAUCGAUGCUGCCUUUGUCGGGGCUGGCAGUUGUAUGGUUUGCCCUGUGCACAUGCUGUGGCAGCGCUUCUCUCUUGCAGGCAGAAUGUCCAUCGAUUUACUGAGAGCUGUUUUACUGUUGCAACCUAUCGCAAGACAUACUCACAAACUAUACAUCCAAUCCCUGAUAAAUCUCUAUGGAAAGAGUUGUCUGAGGGAGAUCCAAAUGCCAGCAAAGGUAUCGAAGUUCUUAUUAACCCGCCCAAAUCACUUCGGCCGCCUGGUCGACCGAGAAAAAAGAGAGUUCGAGCAGAAGACCGUGGCCGUGUGAAGCGGGUUGUGCAUUGUAGUCGUUGCAAUCAGACCGGUCAUUUUAGAACAACAUGUGCAGCACCCAUAUAAGUUGUUGCUGUUACAAUUAGUUAACUGUUAUAAGAUGUAUGUAAGAAUUCUUGUUUUGUGAUUGUUUGUAGUUUUUAUUAGUUAGAUUGGGAAGUAAAUGUAUCUCCACUUUGACAGUUACGUGAGAUUAGCUCAUUAUCAGCUGCCCUAUGUGAAUGUUCACCUUGUUAAUUCAAUAAUAAUGUUUCAUGGUUGUAGCUUGCAA
Messenger RNA from Corylus avellana, 2929 nucleotides. RefSeq lists its product as uncharacterized. NCBI's taxonomy places the organism in Eukaryota, Viridiplantae, Streptophyta, Magnoliopsida, Fagales, Betulaceae. Gene Ontology annotation, molecular function: zinc ion binding. The record is from RefSeq and is a predicted model, not a curated record.